UCAGUGUCAAACCAGUCUUGAAUCAUGAAAAGUGCGAACGUUUGUUUGAGCACGUCCUACGGUUUCGUCUUCGGUGAAUUUAACUCUACUUUCACCACUUUGUGAAUACUCAUUAGUAUCAUUCUUAAAUGUGCUGUGAUAGAAUACGGUCGUCUACUUAAAAUUUACUUAUUAGAAAUACUCAUGCCAUGGCGAAAGUCGCUUCCGAAAUGGCAUACAGAAAUUAUUGUGUAGUGUUUAUAAUUUUCGCUCUAGUGAUAGUUCAAGCUGUGGGUUACGACACCGAGUUGUAUGAAACAAAGCCUUGCGACAGCAAUGCAUGCUUUGACGAGCUCCACGGGUCUUUAGGCGACUGUUCGUGCAAUGUUGACACCAUCGAUUACUUCAAUAACGUGAAGGUUUUCCCGCGCCUCCAGAGUCUGGUGAGGAAGGACUACUUUCGCUUUUACAAAGUGAAUUUGAAAAAAGAAUGUCCAUUCUGGGCGGAUGACAGUAAGUGUGCUAUGAGGUACUGUCAUAUUAAAACCUGUUCCAAGGAGAGUGUGCCUGGAUACGAGAAUGGUUACGAGAACGAUCACUUGGACGAGACUCCAGUGACCAAGUACACGAAGGAGGCGCAAGGCAACUGUGGCACUGACGCCGACCACGACCAUGACCUAGGCUACUUGAACAUGACCAUCAGUGCUGCCAGUCAACAUGAAAUCGCCAAAUGGAAGGCCUAUGACGACGCUCUGGAGAACUUCUGUGGCUAUGAUGACAAGGAUGUUGAUGCUGAAUAUGUGGACUUGUUGUUGAACCCUGAGAGAUUCACUGGCUACAAGGGACCCUCAGCUAACAGAAUCUGGAAGAGCAUAUACCAGGAAAAUUGUUUCCGGCCAAAGCCUAACCCAUACAGCUCCUUCCCAUUUGUAAUGACAUCAGAUUUGGGCAACAUGUGCUUAGAGAAGAGAGUUUUCUACAGAGCUAUAUCUGGUCUGCACACCAGUAUAAAUGUCCACCUCUGUUCCAAAUACUUGCUCUUUGAGAAGGGUGCUGGUUUCACUACUGAUGGAGAAUGGGGCCCAAAUCUUGAAGAGUUCCAACGCCGUUUUGAUCCCUCACAGACCUUUGGGGAAGGUCCCAAUUGGUUAAAGAAUUUAUACUUUGUUUACUUGUUGGAGAUGAGAGCUUUAGCCAAAGCUGGUCCUUAUUUAGAGAAGGAAGAAUAUUACACUGGCAACCCUACUGAGGAUGAGGAGACACGGCAGGCCAUCCACAACCUACUGAGUGUAAUUUACUCCUUCCCUGACCACUUUAAUGAGUCAUCAAUGUUUAACGGAGGAAGUCAAGCAGCAAAAUUGAAGGUGGAGUUCCGAGAGCACUUCCGUAAUAUCUCAAGGAUAAUGGAUUGCGUUGGGUGCGACAAGUGCAAGUUGUGGGGCAAGCUGCAGACGCAAGGUCUUGGAACUGCACUGAAGAUACUGUUCUCUAGUAAAUGGAACAGUCCUGAACCUGAUCCGAACCAGGGCAAGCUGCCCGUCAGACACAAGUCUCACGAGAGGCUGCAGAGGACGGAGGUUGUCGCACUGUUUAAUGCAUUCUCCAGACUUUCGGAGAGUAUACGACAAUUGGAGCAGUUCCGAGUAAUGCUAAGCUCGCAAAGAGAAGGAGAACAAAAGCAACCGUUAUUCGGGAGUAUCCGGGAUAUGAAGUGAGAAGAAUAGACAAAUAGUUCUAGAAUAAUCUUAUUGGCGUUAUUGGGACUUAGAGUAAUUCCAUGUUCCUUCAAGUCACUCUGUUUUGCGUUAGGGACUUAAUUAAUUGUAGAUGAAAGGACGGGAGGAAUUGCCCUACUCGGUUUACGAGUACGGGAUUUUUAAGUAUAGUAUUUAUUUAGAAUAGUCUAUCCUGACUUUAAACGGAGUGUAGACUGUUUUUUAUUUUUUGUUUUUACUUUUUCUAAAGUACUUUUUUACAGCUACUCUUGUAUCAGAAGUAAGACAAAUUCAGAGGCAGACUUCCUAAUACUCUUUCAAAGUGAAAUUAUCAAAAUAUUGUCAUACUCAUUGUUAUUGAAAUUAUAAAUAUUCGACUAUUUUUCAUUCUAUUUUUGUUACUUCUUUUUUAUCUUCAUAGUUAAGUGUUAGUUGACUUCCUUAUAACGCCAACCUAUUUUAAAUUCAUCACAAGACUUAAAUAUUUAUUGAAAUACCCAGUGAAGUGUUGAGCUUAAUAAUUUUUAUAUAGGGCAAAGCUGAACAUCGUUGAGUAUCGAUUUCAAAUCCCAGUCGUGUCGAUAAUCGUAGAGUAAUUGUGGAAACCUAUUAUUUUAAUGUCGGUUGACGUGUCGUGUUCGUUACUCAUUAUAAUGAAUAUGGCCACUGACACGCCACUAUUAUUUGUUUUUAAUAAGACACUAAUGACAAUUAUGUAUCUUUUUCAUUUUCAAAUCAGAGCAAAACGAUCAAUUCUUAAUUCAAAUAUUAAUUGACCAAUAAACACAAGGUCGCUGAUUUUUUUUUUACAUUCUGACGUUUGGAAUAUCGAAUGAACAAUACAUGAACAAUAUAGGUCUUCCAAAAUUAAAAUUCUAAAUUCUAUUUCUUUUUUCUUGCCCCGGCCUUCAGAUGUUCAGCUUUGCCCUUUAUUUUGUGUCAUGUUUAGACUAAGGUUAAAUGAUAAGUAAUUAAUUUAAAACUGAAAAACAAGGCAUUUGGACACUCAUUCUGUUAUUCCAUUCUUGUGUAGCCUGUAUUACAAUACUGUAUUUAUUUGGAUGACCAGUAUAAUCGGGACUA
This is a messenger RNA of Spodoptera frugiperda (fall armyworm), 2777 nucleotides long. It is a transcript of the gene Ero1L, whose product is annotated as ero1-like protein. Gene Ontology annotation, biological process: protein folding in endoplasmic reticulum. Gene Ontology annotation, cellular component: endoplasmic reticulum membrane; endoplasmic reticulum. Gene Ontology annotation, molecular function: protein-disulfide reductase activity; thiol oxidase activity; FAD binding. The record is from RefSeq and is a predicted model, not a curated record. Lineage: Eukaryota; Metazoa; Arthropoda; Insecta; Lepidoptera; Noctuidae. Bases 189 to 1694 code for a protein of 501 amino acids. The transcript has 2 exons.